ACAACCUGGUUAUUUCCACUCGAUCAGCUGAGGGCGAACAGGGUGAUUCCCAAACGACGCGCUUGUCUGAGUCAGCCUCUUAUUAGAUCCAGCGUGUCCGUGAGGCCGCGGAAAGUUCCCUGAAGUUCGCCGGGUAGAGUGAGAGAGAGAGGCGGGGGGAAGCGGAGGAGUGAUCGAGGAGGAGCUCCGGGACUUCCACUGCCGAUCUGCGGGCUCUGUGCGGACUCUGUGCGGGCUCUGAGGUCUGGGAUGGCGGCCGUGAAGGCUCUGCAGCAGUGGUGCAGGAUCCAGUGUGAGGGCUACCGGGAUGUGUCCAUCACCAACAUGACCACGUCCUUCAGGGACGGCCUGGCUUUCUGCGCCCUCAUCCACAAACACAGACCCGACCUCAUCAAUUUUGACUCCCUGAAGAAGGAAGAUGUCUACGACAACAACAAGUUGGCCUUUAAAGUUGCAGAAGAUCAACUGGGGAUUCCGGCUCUGCUGGACGCGGAAGACAUGGUGGCUCUCCGGGUUCCUGACCGCCUCAGUAUCUUGACGUAUGUCUCUCAGUACUACAACUACUUUCAUGGACGCUCCCCUAUUGGUGGCAUGGCGGGUAUAAAGCGUCCAGCAGAGGGCACCGCCGACGAACCUUCAGGGAAGAAGAACCAGCCGGUGACUGCCAAGGUGUUUCCAGGAUCUAAACCCAGCAGGGAGAACAGUCCUCCCCGCUCUGCCAACGUUACGAAGCCGUCUCCAUCACCUAAACAGAUCAGAAAUUCAACGCAGGAGCAUCAUGUUGAGAAAUCUCAAGCAGGAACUUUAAGCAACAAAUGUGUGUCGUGCAACAAACAUGUUCACCUGGUGCAGCGACACCUAGUGGAGGGAAAGCUCUAUCACAGGAACUGCGCAAGGUCUCUUUCGACGAACACAAGCUCCCCGUUUCGCGAUCUCCCCACAAACACCCACAUUUCCAAAUUCAGUCCCCAAGCCGAACCCCGUAAACCCGUCACAGUGGCUCCGGCUAACACCCCGUCCAGACCGGGGACGACGUGGUUGAUGGAGAAGCCCGGCUCUCCUCCGAACGGCUCCAGUUCGUUUUCUGCUUCACCUGUCUCGGCUCCUGCUUCGGAAACCAAGAAGGUUCCCGUGUCCAAACCGCCUACCUUCACAACGGACGUCAGCACCAACUCCACGGCCGCUCCUCGGACCUCCGUCACCGCGGCCAAAACGUGGGAGUCAAAAAUGAAGUUUUUACAAUCGGAUGACAGCGCCGUCAACCACGAGGAGAAAAAGACGUCCGUCUUUAGUACAACUGUGAAUAAAGGCCAGACCGCGAACAGCAAGGCGCAUGACGUGUUGCCGGGUCGGACUGUAACCGUGGUUGUCAAUGUUAAAGAUGUGGAUAAGGGGGGCGCAGCUAAAACAACUGCUGCGGGUAGCAAGGCGAGUACAAAUGCUAAAGAGUAUGACGAUAAGACGAGAGCAUCAGCAGCAGCUUUCAUCUCCAAGAAACUUCCUGAGGAGAACAACAACAACAACAAGCCACCGUGGACAAACGUAGCGCUCCGAAAAACUGACAAACCUGUAGAGGAGACCCCAAAGAAGACUGAAACGGGGGGCGUCCGGGGAAAGGUGAAGCUGAAAGCAGACCCGUCUCUCCUGGCGGAUCUGCAGACUCCAGAGCCUGAAAAGUCUGAUACCAGUGUGGUCGGUCGGAGCGGAGGAGCAGACAAGACUCCAGACAGGGGAGGCCCAAAACCUCCCCACACCUCCCACAACACAUCAGCGUCAGAAAAUGAGUCUCCUGGAGCCUGGAGGUCAAAGCUGAAGCCUAUCUCCAAAGAAGCAAAACCAGCAGGUCUUCCUCAGUCUCCGCCUAAACCGUACAGUAAUGGAGCGACGAGGACUUCAGAGCCCUCUGGUGGGCCUUCGGCGGUCAGCACCAUCAUUUCUGUGUCAAAGGAAUCUCAGAACGGGCCGAAAGAGCAAAUUCCCAACGCCGCCAAGUCCGAGUCAAAGAAUUCGAAGACGAAGCCCGGCUACAUCCCCAAAGAGGACAUCGUCCGGGAGCUGAAGGAGAUUGAAGAAAACCUAAACGAACUGGAGAGGAGAGGAGUGGAGCUGGAGUUGAGGCUGCGCAAGAGCGAGGAAGAGGGCGGCGACAACGACGAAGACGAGCUCAUGGUCGAGUGGUUCACCUUGAUCAGAAACAAGCAGGUGGCCAUGCGUCGUGAGUCGGAGCUUGUGUAUAUAGGACGAACUCAGGAUCUGGAAGAAGAGCAGCCCAGUGUGGAGCAGGAGCUCAGGAGGCUGAUGGAUAAACCAGAACAUUUAAAAACGUUCCGGGACAAACAGAGGGAAAAGCAGCUCAUGGACAAACUCCUAGAGAUCGUCAACGACAGAAACGCUAUCGUAGAAGGUCUGGAUGAGGACAGGCUCAGGGAGGAAGAGGAGGAUGAGGAGCUAAACAAGAUGAUGAUGAGUUUCAACAUAAAGAAGGACAAAACCAAGAGAAAGUCUCAGAAAUUCAAACUGUUCAGCUGGGGAGGCAAGAAGGACGAAUGACGCUCCUGGAAACCGACACCACCUUCUUUUCACAAGCUGCUUCCUCUGAUCACCGUUAAUUCCUGGGAUGACAUCGAUAAUGUGUGUGUGUGGGUGUGUGUGUAGGAGAGAGACAGAGAAAGAUCCACCAUUCUCUGCCUUGUGAUGAGAUUUACUGACUUGUUCUUGUCUGCACCUGUUGACUUUAUGCCCCGACAUUCUCAGUAUCUGACUCGUAUUUCCUUACUUGCAUAAUGUAUUCAAUACUGAAUGUCUUCUGUAAUGCAUAAUGGGUAAAAAAACAAAAUCAAACAAGAUUUAAUUCUGAGUUAUUUGGCUCAGACUCUACAAAAAGAUUGUCAUCAGAAGAAAUAAUGACCAGGAAUUUCUGUGCUUCAUCUUUAGGAACCUGCCACACGUUUCAGUUUGGUUGAUGCUGAUGUACAACUCUAAAGUAGACGACAGGAUGUGCAGCGCGGUCUGCUGAAUGGGAAUGUUUAGUUUUGCUGGAUAGUGCUUGAAUGAAGUUUGUUUUGUGGCAAAAGACUGCUUGUGGUUUAGUACAGCUAGCUGUUAGCUCUGAAACAGCUAGCUGAUGUUAGCUAACUUCUAGCAGGAAGUUGGCUAACAGCAUUCACAUGUUAGCUAAUAACAGCUCACAUCUGCCGUUAGCUAGUGCCCAUACAGGCACUAGCUAACAUCUGCCUUUAGCUGUUAACAGGUGGUAGCUAACAUGUAACAUGUGCUACAUCUGCUUUUAGCAGAUGUUACGUGUUACCAAACAGCUAACAUCUGCUGCUAGCUAACAUCAAACAACCUGUUAGAUCUGCUUUUAGCAGAUGUUAGCCUUCAAAGGGAAGCCACUAAGAGAGCUAGCUCCUUCGUUUAAAGUUUAAGUUAAGAAAUUAUAGUAGUAUGUAAAGGCUGGUCAUGUGGAAAAUCAUCUGGUUUGUUGUUCAAUUCCUUUAUAAAUUAAAUAUUUAUUAUCUUUUUGGAAUGAUAGCCAUCCAAAUAACAAUAUAAUCUAAAGAUUUGUAUGUCGUGUAAAAAGAAAACGAAUAAUAAUUCAGUUUAUCUGCUACGUUAUUGCUGCUGCAUUAAGAAAAUGACUGGUUUGUCUCAUGUGACCUUUAUGUGUAAUUACAUGUAUUUCAUUAAUGAGUCAGGAGAGCACUAGAUGCGGUUCACAUUGGACCUCCAUAUGUGUAUGUUUGUAAUGUUUUUAUUCCGUAUUAAAUGUAUAUGGCCAUAAAUAAUGUUUUUGUUUUAAACCAACAAACAUUGGUUUUUUUUUUUU
Molecule: messenger RNA, 3826 nt
Organism: Gambusia affinis (western mosquitofish)
Lineage: Eukaryota; Metazoa; Chordata; Actinopteri; Cyprinodontiformes; Poeciliidae
Product: MICAL-like protein 2
Exons: 16
Coding region: 250-2550 (766 amino acids)
Molecular function (GO): protein binding
Source: RefSeq, a predicted model, not a curated record